Messenger RNA from Varroa destructor (honeybee mite), 3337 nucleotides. RefSeq lists its product as uncharacterized. The record is from RefSeq and is a predicted model, not a curated record. Lineage: Eukaryota; Metazoa; Arthropoda; Arachnida; Mesostigmata; Varroidae.
UUUGCGUGUUCGUUCAUUUACAUGUUAUUUGUGACUGGAGAAAUGACCGUAUGCUUUCCUUUAGCCUGACAAACACUAAUUGAUACUGCUCGAACGUCGAGCGCUUCCGGCACGCCUAAAAGUGGCACUCACCUCUUCUAGGGCAGGAUCAUAUAUGCGAUACAGUGGAACUCCUGGUAGAAUUGAGUGCCUUCUGCCCGCACCUUUGUCCUCGAAAUGGAGUCGCAAUGUAGGCAAAAGAAGAUAAGCAGAUCAUGCAACCGUUACCAGCACUACAUAGGCCAAUAUCUGAGUACUUUGUCUACAGCCUUAGUAGCUAUCGCGCUGUUUGAGAUCUGUUUGGAAAUCACGUGCGAAGCUUCCGUUCUAUUUGAUGCGAAGAACAAAACCGAAUACACUAUACGUAUUCCAGCACUGAAAAAACCUGCAAUUUUUAAAAGAUUUAGUAGCAGUCGAAAGCCUUCAAAUAAUAGUGCUGGUGACAACGCUGUUUUACCGAAGGUAGGGUCAUCAAAUCUAAAUCCAUCUAUUGGUACUUUCCCCUCGAGCCCUUCAAUGCCGUCACUUCAACCUCUGUCAACAUCAGUUGUGAAAUUGCCGAGAGGUUCUGACGUACCACCCGUUUCAUUUUCUUUUUCGCCGCUACCUUUUACGGCUUUAAAAGGUCGGGGAGCAGUGCCCAUGUUCAAGUAUACGGGGCCGCCAAUUUGGGCGCGUGAUCCGGCUGCAUUUGCAAGAGGGCAGUUUACGACUGGUGGGCCGCCGUCAUUUGCUUCGAUAAUAUCAUCACACCGUCACGGCUCGGGUCAUUCCAAGAGGACACCAUACUUUGCAGGUGGCAAAUUAAGCUCAAGCAAAUUGCCCGAACUAGAAUCGCAGAACAAUCUGCGAGUGGUCGUCUUCCGCCCAUACACUGGCGUGGAGCGUAGUCACACAGCAAACGACGAUGAAAGAUUAUACGAGGAACCACAUAAUCGUCAUAGUUUUAGUGGCGAUCGAACCAGAAAGUUCGUAGAAUAUCAUAACGGCAAUAAAUAUAAAGGCUCACCAGUAUCAGCUCCAAGCCCAUUUAAUGACGCCACUGAGAUACAGAUUAUUAAUAUUCCCCCUCGUCGAGGGUCUGAACGACGUCGUUUCUUUGGAUCGCAUCGUCAGAUCGCAGGAAGGCCAACAGUUGUCCGAAUGCCCCCGAGCCCUAUACGAGGCUUCCAACCAACGAGACUACCGCCGCCAGGUAUAGUUAAGAAUUCGCCUAAGCAGUUUAUUGCCGAAGAGAAGCCGCUCGCAGAUGGACGGAACACGUAUAUCAUCUCCGAACUAGACCCAAACCAACCCGACAUAAUCAAUAAGCUACGAAGCACGCUUACUUCUUCCACCUUAAAUAAUAAUAUCUUUAAUAGUGAACACCAGAGUGGCGAUUUGAGUGACGACUGGAAUUUACCACUGUUAACAACGAAAAAAAGCUCAAGUUCACCGCACUUUCACAGUAACGUCAAAAACUUCAAUAACCUAAGAAAUCCCUUUUCCAUUAGCAGCGGUGGCUUGCAUGGACAUUCGAGCACCCUGGAACAGUCUGGACCUAACUUUGGAUCUGACUAUGGAAGCCUUCUCGAGUUGCAAAACGCUAAGCAACGCAUACACAGCGUAAACGUUUUCCAGAGUAACAGUAUGCAGAGCAAUAGUAACGUUCAUAAUUCCGACAGCAGCAGCAGCAGCCAAAAUAAUUACAAUCACUUCAGUCGAAACGGCAACAACGUGUAUAGUCAUAAUCACCAAAAUAAUCAUUAUAAUAAUAACAACAAUAGAAUUCCUCAGCAGGCUAACAAACAUCGAUUGGUAAUUGCCUUAAGCGGUGCUACCAAGAACUCCUGGGAAGGAUCCAAAGAUACGCCUCAUUGGAAUGCCGGCAUAGAUGAUAGUCGAAAGAUCUCAUCAAUGGCAUCAGGUCAUGACAAAACCAAUGAUAUCCAAGUGCUAAGAACAGACAAAGAGUCCAAAGUGGUCGUGCCUGCGGGUAUGAUCGCCAUUCUGGUGCCACAAAACUUUGGAAUUACCGCCGCGAGUGACGUGCUUGCAGGCAAUGCUGGUAAUGUGGAAUUCGAUGACUAUGGUCAAUCAUUUUAUGAAUCUAGUUCGACAACAAAGAAAACGGUGCUGGCUUCACCUGCUGUUCUAUCAGACAUAUCGUCUAACAGUGGGAAGAUUGAACCAUCAAAGUCACCGGGACCACCAUAUAAAGUUGACUUUACACAGGGCUUACCCCCGAAUGCUAUUGCUAAGCCGGAUUUCCUUGGUGCCCAAAUACAAAGUCGUAUGGGAAGCUCGGCAGAUGAUACCGAUUCCUUUACGUCAGCUAACGAAGACGUAUCGAUUAAGAGAACAUCUGUACCCAUCGUAUUAAGUGCAUCUUCCAAAAAACAAUUAUCCCGAAAAUCUGACAAAAAACCCAUAGCAGUAUCUGCAAGUCUAUCGAAAAGCAUAGAACUACCACAACGCGUUAACAGUAUACGGGAUCAGAUCCAUCCCUCCUUCCAAGAGAAUCAACCAGAAACGUUUGCUUCUGUAAGACCAACCACAAGCUAUUCCACUUCCACCACAGCCCACCUUGAAACGACUCGUAGACCAAUACAUCAACAUUCUGCGAAAUAUCCAAGGACGAGACGUCCAAAAAACCAAACUCGGCAACUGUCAUCCCAGACGCAAUUGCCUAACGAUUCUCUGCAUAACAGUAAAAAACUGUCAACAUCUACAGGAAAAGGAUCAAGUAUAACAGCUUUGCCACCGUUUUACUCACAGUACCAAACACCCCCCCGACAAACUACGCCAAGCUACCUUAGCAACCACAAAGUUCGUUCGCCUCCUACAGCCUUUCCGCCACCAGCGUUCGAUUCAGAAAGUGCCGGUACAUACCUGCCUCGUGCCGAAGCACUUAAAAGGACCCUACAAAAAGGUCACAAAACUCAAGGACCUUCUAAUAAUCAUCGACACCAUCAUCAUGUGCCCGAGCCUAGCCGCAGUUCACAGACAUUUUCAUUUCACGGCUCGCUUCAGCCACUCUCAGCGCCCAACUUAAGUAGGGAGAACGUUGUUGGACGUAUUGGAAGAAGUAAUCGAAGGAUUGAUUCCCUGUUUCCAUGACUCACCAUUAUCUCCGUCUUCAUGGGUCAGGGUCACUUGAAGAAGACAAAGCAGAAUGACCCCAGCUCAUCAUCGCAUCUGGUUAUUUAUCCACCCACACGAUGCUAUUAUCCGCGCAGUCGGCGACCUGUUCUUUAACUAAACGGCUGACACACGCAUCCCUAAUACUGCACCUAGUCUUGCCGAUUUCCCUAGUCCC